GCGGAAAGUACUUUAUCAACUACAACCACAGUCACAUCUACGACUCACGAGCCGACAACAGAGAGUACGACCCUAUCGACUGCUUCAACAACUACGAGCACCACCGCAGCAACAACACAAACAACCACAACUCGGGCUCCUACCACCACCACCAGUCCUCCAACGACCACCUCAACUACCAUUCCCACUACCACCUCAACUACCAUUCCCACUACCACCUCUACAAGCACCAGCAGGAGCACCACAACGCCAACACCGACCACAACAUCACAAUCCGUUUUGAGUGUUGCGUCGAGGAUUGACGCGCUUCAUAAACCGCCAAAAGAACCGAUAAUGUUCGACAUUUUCCAUAAUGGACAACCAGUUGAAGCGGUCGUUGUCGGAAGUCGAAUCACACUCAGCUUCACGCCCUUCUACGCUAUUCCACCGAAGUAUAUGAGCAUUUCGGGUUGUCAAGUAGAACCAAUUGGCUCGCUGUAUGAGUGGGAACGUGAACCACUGGCGAUAAUCAAAGAAGGUUGUCAAGCAGAUCACGUUGGUUUGGUGUGCCCUCCACAGAAAACCGAUUAUGGGAUUCGAGUAACAGUCGAAUCGUUCCGUUAUCAGACCACCGCUCAAGUUCAGUACACAUGUCUUAUACGUGUGUGUCCAUUUGCGCCAUGUCCUGUGGUUAGUUGC
This is a messenger RNA of Anisakis simplex (herring worm), 678 nucleotides long. NCBI's taxonomy places the organism in Eukaryota, Metazoa, Nematoda, Chromadorea, Rhabditida, Anisakidae. The record is from the annotation of a GenBank genome assembly.